UAAGCCAUGGAGCAACUGCAAACUGCGUUAACCGCGAUCAAAGUCCUGCGAUCGAGUGUCGGGCAGGUUUUCGAUUCCCUGGGAAACGGCCUGAGAGCCGAUCAUGGUGAAGAUAACAAAGAAACAAAGUAUCUCCAGGAGCUCCAGGAACUUCUAACUACUGUUAACGGAAAUUUGAGAGAUGUAGAACAGGCGGUUAACACUCUGAACCCACCUCCGGGUCCGUUCAAUCUUGCGAGUACGACGUACCUGAGCCAGGAGACAACACAGGAAAGACAAGCGCUCUACGGCACAUUGGUAAACAGUUAUAAGUGGACGGAUAAAGUUCACGAGUACAGCAACGUCGCCCAAACAUUGCUCAGUCAGAACUCUUUGAAACGUUCGUACACAAACUCUAGCAGAGCAAAGAGAGGAAGGUCGCAAACGAGCAGCCACAACGUUCCUCCGCAGCAGGUCGACUCUGUCAUUACGACGAUAGACAGACUCUUCAACGACAUGACGGUAACUGUUUCACGACCGUUCGCCUCCAAUGCCGUGCUCCAUGUCACGCUUGGUCACGUUUUGAAAGCUGUGAUUGCAUUCAAGGGAUUGAUGAUCGAGUGGGUGGUCGUAAAAGGGUACGGAGAGACGAUGGAUUUGUGGACGGAAUCGCGACACAAAGUGUUCAGAAAAGUUACGGAGAACGCACACGCCGCAAUGCUUCACUUUUAUUCACCUGCCUUGCCAGAACUCGCUGUUCGAUCGUUCAUGACCUGGUUCCACAGCUUGAUUAAUCUGUUCAGUGAACCUUGCAAACGAUGUGGAUUACACCUUCACAGCGCCCUGCCGCCUACUUGGCGAGAUUUUCGUACUCUGGACCCUUAUCAUCAAGAGUGCAAACCUUAGUUAUCAAACGCCUGUAAUUUAUUACGUCUGAUAAUAAACUAGAAAUCUAUGUACACACAACUUGGUGUUGUUAGUGUGUACUAACGAAAAGGCGCUACUUCGUUUCAAUCAUUUUUAUUCAAUGAAUAACAAAAAUGAUGAAUGAUUGGAAUGAAAUUUCGAUGGAUAGGUAGUUUUUCCAAGCAACCGAUCAUCGCAUU
Diprion similis is the source of this 1085-nucleotide messenger RNA. It is a transcript of the gene MED27, whose product is annotated as mediator of RNA polymerase II transcription subunit 27. Gene Ontology annotation, molecular function: transcription coactivator activity. The transcript has 4 exons. The coding region runs from base 7 to 885 and encodes 292 amino acids. Gene Ontology annotation, cellular component: mediator complex. Gene Ontology annotation, biological process: regulation of transcription by RNA polymerase II. Lineage: Eukaryota; Metazoa; Arthropoda; Insecta; Hymenoptera; Diprionidae. The record is from RefSeq and is a predicted model, not a curated record.